Messenger RNA from Macrosiphum euphorbiae (potato aphid), 492 nucleotides. NCBI's taxonomy places the organism in Eukaryota, Metazoa, Arthropoda, Insecta, Hemiptera, Aphididae. The record is from the annotation of a GenBank genome assembly.
AUGGCCGCUAAGUUCAUCAUCCUCGCCGCUUGCGUGGCUACCGCACUCGCCCAAUACUCUGCCCCCGCUUACAAGCCAGCGUACUCAGCGCCCGCUUACUCAGCACCAAAGGCUUACGCCCCGGAGCCCGCAUACGCCCCAGCCCCAUACAGCUUCGAAUACAGCGUAAACGACCCACACACCUACGAUGUCAAGAGCCAAUCCGAAUACGCUGACGGCAACGGUUACGUCAAGGGAUCCUACAGCCUUUUGGAAGCCGACGGUUCCACCCGUACCGUUGAAUACACCGCUGACGACUACAACGGUUUCAACGCCGUCGUCAAGAACUCUGCCCCAUCUGCUGCCUACAAGCCAGCUUACUCUGCACCAGCAUACUCUGCACCAGCAUACUCUGCACCAGCAUACUCUGCACCAGCAUACUCUGCACCAGCCUACGCUGCACCAGCUUACUCUGCACCAGCCUACAAGCCAGCUUACAAACCAGCAUACUAA